Manacus vitellinus (golden-collared manakin) is the source of this 3604-nucleotide messenger RNA. It is a transcript of the gene SLC25A47, whose product is annotated as solute carrier family 25 member 47. Gene Ontology annotation, cellular component: mitochondrion. Gene Ontology annotation, molecular function: transmembrane transporter activity. Gene Ontology annotation, biological process: transmembrane transport. The coding region runs from base 170 to 1054 and encodes 294 amino acids. The transcript is spliced from 6 exons. Lineage: Eukaryota; Metazoa; Chordata; Aves; Passeriformes; Pipridae. The record is from RefSeq and is a predicted model, not a curated record.
AUCCACAAGGCUCACAAUCCCCAGAGGCAAGAGAAGACUGUAGGAAGGUCAUUCAUAUUGCAAAUCACACUGUCUCCACAGGACCUGCAGGGCUCUAGGAAGACAGAACUCCUUCCUUCUACCUCCCUGACACUACUUCAGGGUGAUUAAGGCAGCAGACGCACUCUGGAUGGAUUUCAUUGCUGGGGCCAUUGGAGGUGGCCUAAGCACAGCCGUGGGUUAUCCACUGGACACAGUGAAGGUGAGAAUUCAGACUGAGAAGCAUUACAAAGGGUUUUGGCACUGUGUUCAAGAAACGUACAGGACAGAAAAAAUUUGGGGAUUUUACAAAGGUGUGUCUGCAUCAGUCCUUGCCGUAUCAGCAGUUUCUUCUGUUUCCUUUGGCACAUACAAGAACUUCCUCUGUACAAUCUGCAAGCUGCGAUACGGGGCUGCAGAUGCAAAGCCAUCCAAGCUGGAUGUUUCCCUUGCUGGAGCUGUUGCUGGUGCUGUCCGGGUUGUGUUGACAAACCCCAGUGAAGUGGCUAAAGUUCGGAUGCAGACUCAGAGAAAUCCACACCCUUCUGUCACAUCUCAGCCUGUUUCCAAACCAAAGUACCAAGGGUCUCUGCACUGUCUGAAGGUGAUCACCAAGGAGGAAGGUUUUGGGGGUCUCUACAAGGGUUGCUCUGCAUUACUCUGCAGGGAUUGCUCUGCUUCUGCAGUAUAUUUCCUUUCCUAUUCUGCUCUGUGUGACUGGCUCACACCAGCUGGGAAAGAUAAACCAGGUUUCCUCGUUGUGCUGCUUUCUGGGGGUUUUGCUGGAGUCCUGGCCUGGGGAUUAGCUACUCCCAUGGAUGUCAUCAAAUCACGGAUGCAAAUAGAUGAAUCGGACCAGCAUAAGUACAAAGGCCUGAUCCACUGUGUUAGGGAAAGUGUGAGAAAGGAGGGUGCAAAAGUGCUUUUCAAAGGACUGGGUUUAAACUGCAUUCGUGCCUUUCCUGUGAACAUGGUAGUUUUUGUAACGUAUGAAGCUGUACUGAGAUUUACAGAUCGUUAUAUAAGCAAAAAAUAGCUCGUUCUAUUCUUUUCAGAGGUGUAUCUUGUUUGUUAUUCCUUUUUGUAAUACAACAUCCACAAUCAACUGCUGAAUUGAUGGACAGCAUAAGACAUUUCAGCACAAAGCUGAUGACUGAUGGCUUUGUUUCAUUCCAAUAGGAUUACAAACUCAUCAGGGAGCCUUGGAUUCAUAUACAACCUCCCAUUUAUCUCGUUAAAGUAUUUAGACUGUAGCUGCUGCUUUGGCCCUUGAAACAUUUGGGAAUAUUUAUGUUCUAACAAGCUGCUUGUCUGAUCAGAGGUUUUGGUAAAGUACUUAAUUUUGUUUUCUACCAGCCCAGAAAAUGAUCCUCACGACCAAAGCAAGAGCUGGGGGGAGUUUGUGUAAGAUUUAACACUAUUCAGCCUGCGCUCUUUACAUGUAAUGCCUGCACUGCAUUCACUGAGUGACUUACAUAUUUGUGCUUCAGGCUGUAACUUCACUUUCCCAGCUGUAAUUUUCCCAGAGUACUCUACAGUUAUAUCCCCUUGGCAGCAGCUGAAAUAUGAAUGUCCUUGCUUUUCCCUGUUGCUAUUUAAUGAGUGGCAGGCAUGGUCUGUUUACAUAACCAGCUAAUGGCCUCACUGCAGUGACGCCAGGCACGGUUUCCCGGCAGCCACGUGAUUUUCUCCCAGAGCCCUACACAGCAUCAGGCCUCUCACAGAGGCCUAUGGAACAGCAUCUCUCUGAGCUUGGCACAGAUUUGGAGGCAAUCUGUUCUCAUCCUGUAGGGAGGGUGGGAAUAGAUGCAAAGCCUCUUUGCUUUCUCAAAGGAAAGGCUGCUGUAAAAUCUGCGCACUAGCGGGGUUAGGCAAGUUAAAGGAGAGUUGCAAAGCUGUAGAGCAUAAUUAAGAUUUACAGCUUUCAAAAGUGCAUACUCUUCUCCCUUUAAAUGAUGCUGUUAGGAGCAGCCAAAUGUUAUUUUAUCAAAGGUAUAUUUUGAAAGAAUUUAUUACUUCUUUCUCAUCUUCCUAUUACUUCUUUUUCAUUACUUUUUCCUACUUUUCAUUAACAUGCCAAUUGAAAAAAACAACACCCAUGCUAUUGCUUCAGAAGGAAACCCCUAAUCCCAGAAAUACUUUAGUUUGCUCAUCCUGCCUCAGGGGCCACAUAUAUGCUUUCUCUCUCUGUUUUAAUCCCUGCACGAUGACACUUGGAGUGGACUGGAUCCAACCCCUCUCACAUUCAGCUAAAAAUGCGUUUCUUGGAGGGGACGGGGAGUACUAUAUUUUAAAAGGAGUACUCAUAUUCAGGACCCUUCUGGUCCACAGACACUUUCAUCAGUUGAUGGCAUAGCUUUGACUACACUGACAGUAAUUUUGCAGCAGACUUGACAGCUGCCCUGGACACACAGAAAACGAUCUUGUAUUAGAACGACAAAUUUAAAGAUUUCAGGUGCUACUAGACAAGAAUAAAGGGGACCUCUUCCACUCCAGACAGAGACCACUAAAAAGGUCCACAACUGUACUCCUGAAACCUAAGCCUUCAACUGGCCUUUUAAACAUGUUUACAGCCUUGCUAUCAAACAAGCAUCAUAAUUCUCUCAAGUCUACCCAGCUCUUGCAGUUGGUCCAAGAGCAGAGUUAAAAGACCAGGCAGGUGCACAGUAUGUCACCUUAAGGGGGAAUGAAAUUAAAGACCCAGCACUGAACUGGAUUUUCUCCACAGUACUUAUGGCCCCAGCAACCUACCACCCCUGGUUACAGCUUUGAGUGUCAGCACCAAACUUCCUUUAGUCAGGAAGUCCUUACAACUGAAGAUUUAAUUAAGUCCUCAAGCUCUGGAAAUCCUCUUAAGAUAGCUCUUAAGAGUCUACUACCCUCACGUUUUUAUACAAGGGAUGGAUUUAACUGAGUGCUAUCCCAGCUGGACAGUGAUUUAACCCAGCUCUGCCUGGAUGUUUGUAAUCAAACUCCUUUAUGCUGCUUUAUUCUCAGCUGACCUUGUUCCCAGGCAUUACAUCCCCUGAGCAGAGCCAGUAAAAGAAUGCCUGCAAAACAGACUAAACAACCACUUAUUGUUAGGCAGCACUGAUACCACCCAUGGCCAGCCCAAGGUUUGAAUAUUAACUAGCUCAUCUUUCUCGAUAGGCUCACGCAUUCAAAUGACUAAAAAUGCUUCCUCCUGUGAGUGGAACUGAACAGCUGAUUUUGAGACAGGAAUUACAGAUGAGUUGUAAAUAUGAGUGGGAAUAAUUGCAGAAGCCAGUAAGAGGGGCUGAGAACUGUAAGCCUUGGGGCAUUCAGCACCAUAUGUAAGCCAUGUGGCCUGAACAAAUGCUACAUGAGAAGCAAAUUGCAUCUCCAGGCAGCCUAUUUCAGGAAGGUAAGGCCUUUGCAAUCCAUCCUGUUCACAACCCUUUACUGGGAAAAAUACGUGUACAAUGUAUGGGUGAAAACCUGCCCUAGAGUAAGAACUCACUCGCAGCUAAUUCACGCUGAUACACACACCACUAGCUACAGGAACUGACUGCAAGUGCUGUAAACACAGGCACAUAAAUAUCAACCAAUUUGUGUUUUCUGACAU